Molecule: messenger RNA, 1052 nt
Organism: Amphimedon queenslandica
Lineage: Eukaryota; Metazoa; Porifera; Demospongiae; Haplosclerida; Niphatidae
Product: malectin-A-like
Exons: 4
Coding region: 74-889 (271 amino acids)
Cellular component (GO): membrane
Molecular function (GO): carbohydrate binding
Source: RefSeq, a predicted model, not a curated record
GCAGUACACGAGGUAUUUAUUAUCUCUUGGUACCUAUCUCCUUUCUUGUUAAUACCUUCUCUUUACUGAUAAAAUGGCUUCACUUAAAAGCCCGUUACUCCUACUCCUCACCAUCUUCUCUCUCCUUUACACUCUCGUCAGUUCCUACGAGGUGAUAUAUGCUGUCAAUUGUGGCGGAGGGAGACAUACAGACACCAAUGGUAUCAGAUACAGAAGAGAUGAGAGUGAUGCUGGAGUUGCUUCUGACUUUGGAAAGGGUCUCACGAUAGCACGUGUGCCUCCAGAAGACCAGAUUCUCUAUCAGACAGAGAGAUAUCAUUACCGAGACUUCUCCUACGACGUAUCGAUAAAAUCCGAAGGCGAACAUUUCGUAGUACUCAAAUUUGCGGAAGUUUAUUUCCAAAGGCCAAACGAAAAAGUUUUUGAUGUCGUGUUGAACAAUCAUUUUACUGUAGCUAGUAAUUUAGAUAUUUUUGCUCGAGUUGGCAGAGCGGUCGCCUUUGACAUGAUCAUUCCUUUCACUGUACAUGAUGGACAGAUAACAGUCAAUGAAGAGACGAGUGAUUUUGAUGGCACUCUAGUGGUUGAGUUCUCAAAGGGAUUAAGAGAUAACCCAAAGAUAAAUGCAAUUGUUGUUGCCAAGGGAAAUCCAGGAGAGUUCCCACCUCUUCCUCCUCUGGAGCAAGUCAGUAAGAACAGCCAGCAGCAGGCACAGCCGGAGACCGACGGAGAGUGGGGCGACACCUCUUCAAAGGGACAGAAAUUUAAGAGACCUUCUGGCCCACGGGCCAUUGACCCUUACUCCUCUGACGAGAGCUGGUUCUGGCCAAUCACAAUAGCGAUAGCCGUGUUUUUACCCGUCAUGUUCUGCUUGUGUGGUCUUAGUUGAAAGAUGGAGAGAAGAGAUAUUUUACCAUUAGAUAAAUUAAACUUAACGAUUGUACUUGUACUGUACUACUUGAUUAGAGUAAUGACUAUGCAUGACUUUUGUUCCUACUAUUAUUAUACCUAUUCUUAUUAAUAAUAACGAAUCAAACUGACUUUUGAAAGUA